AUGCCGUCCACGGCGAACAUAUCGAUGAAGGCUGCUCUGCAGACGCGCGCUUCACUCGCGUGCCAGAAUUGCCGACGCCGCAAGAUCAGGUGCGAUGUUGCGUCGAUGGUGGAGGGCCUACAAUGCACCCCAUGUCGACAAGUUGAUUUAUCCUGUGCUGUUGAUCGCGGUGGUGAUCGACGGAAGACUGGAUCCCGGAAACACGUCGAGACUCUGGAACAGCGCAUUCUGGAUCUUGAACGUGUACUCCAAGGGCAUGCAAAGGCUCUGCCACAAGGCGAGCGCAUCGGAACCACCGUCGCAGACACUACGUUGGAUGAUACAACUGCUCCGACUGUGUCAACUCGGUCAAGCCCGUCUGUGGCGCUACCUGACAGCGCGGAGUCACUCGUCGUCCCUCGCUCAGAGCCUGCAAGGAGGCUGACUGCUUCGAACAAAAGCGGCACCCGUUCGCAGUCGAGCAACAGCAUUCGCGAUUUGUAUGGCAACACGGCCCGUGAUACAGCCUAUGGCGAACACGAGUUGACUACACCCUUCAGCACUUCAGCGCCCAUGAGAAGCCAACCUCAACUUGUGCAAGCCUACACAGAGCCGCACAAUCACAUCAAUCUAGGGCCCGCCGUGGACAGCAAUACGCCUCAAUUAAAGAUCUGGCUUCUCAAGUCGUUCUUUAGGUAUCAACCGUUGGGUGUCAAUAUUGUGGACGAAGAGCUCUUCUGGGAGCAUCGCCAGAGUCGCGCAAUGUCUAUGUGGUAUUCAGACUUUCUCGAAAACGUUAUGCUUGCUUGCGCUACCCGAUUGAGCAAUUCUAGCGCCGUCCGCGUUCUAGGAGAACAUUUCUCAAGUCAAGCGAAAGUCAAUAUCUGUCAGGCAUUGGAUUAUCCUUCUCCAGCAUCUAUGCAAGGUUUCCUGCUACUGAGCGAAUAUGAAGUGACUCAAGGCAGGGAGCGCACCGGAUGGCAGCUCUGCGGGAUGGCUUGUCGAUUACUGCCUUGUGUUGGUCUAUAUCGAGGCACAUCAGAGUACCCCGAGUCGGAGCACAUGAGACAGCAACGCUUUCGACUACAGGGUGCCUGCAUAGCUUUGGAGGGUAUAUGGUGCUUGUACGUUGGGUGCUCAACCUCGAUACAAAGAUCCGUCAUACAGACAGUGGCCACCUCGUGUCAAAGGCAGCAGGGCCGCGACCCAGCGACACUGUCUAUUUGGCUUGGUCUCUGUGGACCAAUGGCUGACAUCUGCGACUUGCUGAAUAGCGAGCGUCCGUUGACUGAGAAUGCAAAGACCCGCCUCUCGCGACUAAAUCUCAGUAUGAGCAGCUGGCUCGAGACACUGCCAGACAGUUUCACCUACAAUGAUGUAUGCAUUGCAGACCUCCACCCGACAGCGUACGAGAUACAGAUGCAGUACAACAAACUCCAGAUCCUCAUACACAAGGCAUUCGGGGACGGCGAUGGACCGCACACCACAUACAAUGCCGUGGUCUAUGAUGCAGCCAUUCGAAUUAUUCGAUUGCUUCUGAUCUACCGACAAUUCCACGAAAGCGGAAAGGUCCGAGUUCGCUCAUACAUGCUUGACGCGGUCAAUAUCGCUCUAGAAACUCUGGUCGAGCAAUACCUUCGAUACCCCAAUCUUAUUCAAUCGCAUGAAGGCGACCUUCAGUGGUUGCGUACGGCCAUUGCUAGUAUGAUCGAGAUUCAGCCGCACUUCCCUGUCAUUGGACGCACUUUGAACUUGCUCAUGGUCACCGUCGAGGGCACCCUGCUGGCACCACUCUUCCGUACGCCGGAGUCCUUUCAGGCCUCAAAUUGGCCACCACUCGAAUCUUUUGCAGCGACCACCGACCAACAGUCCGGCGUUCUUGAGACGUUUGACAACCAUGUAUUGACGACUGUGGACCAAUUCGAACCGGACGAUCAACUUGCAUUGGACGCCUCGCUACUAUCGUGGCCGCAGCCUCAAUUUGGAAUGGAAUGGAGCCUCCCGACCGAGCAGUUAUCAGCAGUCUGA
Cyphellophora attinorum is the source of this 2007-nucleotide messenger RNA. RefSeq names its product Nitrogen assimilation transcription factor nit-4. Gene Ontology annotation, molecular function: zinc ion binding; DNA binding; DNA-binding transcription factor activity, RNA polymerase II-specific. The transcript has 3 exons. The record is from RefSeq and is a predicted model, not a curated record. Lineage: Eukaryota; Fungi; Ascomycota; Eurotiomycetes; Chaetothyriales; Cyphellophoraceae. The coding region runs from base 1 to 2007 and encodes 668 amino acids. Gene Ontology annotation, biological process: regulation of DNA-templated transcription; DNA-templated transcription.